Scophthalmus maximus (turbot) is the source of this 1558-nucleotide messenger RNA. It is a transcript of the gene anxa5b, whose product is annotated as annexin A5b. Bases 16 to 1245 code for a protein of 409 amino acids. Gene Ontology annotation, cellular component: cytoplasm. The transcript is spliced from 14 exons. The record is from RefSeq and is a predicted model, not a curated record. Gene Ontology annotation, biological process: negative regulation of coagulation. Gene Ontology annotation, molecular function: calcium-dependent phospholipid binding; calcium ion binding. NCBI's taxonomy places the organism in Eukaryota, Metazoa, Chordata, Actinopteri, Pleuronectiformes, Scophthalmidae.
AAUACAACCAGGAAAAUGAAUGAUGUAAUAAACAAUCUGGCUGGAGAGGAAGAACAGUGCAUCUGUGAGGAGCAGGGAGCGCGCGCCGCCGGGGUGUGGCUCACGCGCACACACCCACUCAUCACGCGCAGCCGCCCAGAGUUUUUCCGAGUGGGUCUCUCUCUCUCCGUCCUUCUUCUCCUCCUCCUCCUCCUCCUCCUCACCGGGUCUCUUCUGUCCGCUCCCCGAGCCUCGUCCUCCGGCUGCAGCUCUGCGACGUUCUUCCUCUUUCCGUUGAAUAAAAGCUUCACGACUUCCAAAAUGGCCACUGUGAAAGCCAGCGGAAACUUCAAUGCCAGUGCGGAUGCUGAGGUCCUGCACAAAGCCAUGAAAGGGCUGGGGACCGAUGAGGAUGCCAUCGUGCAGCUGUUGACGGCUCGCAGCAACGCCCAGAGGCAGGAGAUCAAGGCCACCUACAAAACUCUGUUUGGAAAGGAUCUGGUCAGUGACCUGAAGGGAGAGCUGGGGGGCAAAUUUGAGACGCUGAUUGUGGGUCUGAUGACCGCCCCCAUCGCUUAUGAUGUGACGUCGCUUCGCAAUGCAAUCAAGGGGGCAGGAACAGACGAGAAGGUGCUGGUGGAGAUCCUCGCCUCCAGAACGGCUCACCAAGUGAAGGCCAUCUCGGCUGCUUACAGACAGGAGUAUGAUGACGACCUGGAGGAGGACGUAUCUGGUGACACUUCAGGUCACUUCAAGAGACUUCUGGUUAUUCUGCUGCAGGCAAACAGGCAGAAGGGGAUCCAGCAGGGAGAGAUCGAGAAUGAUGCUCAGGCCCUGUUCAAGGCCGGAGAGCACAAGUUUGGCACUGAUGAACAAUCGUUCGUCACCAUCCUGGGAAACCGCAGCGCCGAACAUCUCAGAAAAGUGUUUGACGCCUACAUGAAGCUGUCUGGAUACGAGAUGGAGGAGAGCAUCCAGAGGGAAACAUCUGGAGGCCUGAGGGACCUGCUUCUCGCCGUGGUGAAGUGUGCCCGGAGCGUUCCAACCUAUUUUGCUGAGACCCUGUACUACGCCAUGAAGGGCGCAGGUACUGACGACAACACUCUGAUCAGAGUGAUGGUGUCUCGUUGUGAGGUGGACAUGUUGGACAUCAGAUCUGAGUUCAGGAGGUUGUUUGCCUGCUCUCUGUAUUCAAUGAUCAAGGGAGACACUAGCGGGGACUUACGUAAGGCUCUACUGGUGCUCUGUGGUGGAGAGGAUGCGUAACCACGGCAACAAGCGAUGAUAGGAACCACACCUGAGGGGCCUCUUCAUUCCCAGGCUCCCUGGGACAAAAAGCAAAUGCAGAGUCACAGUUCAUUACAACAGAACUUUCUCAUGUCUGAGACACGGCCCCGUCAGGUCUGUGGGUCCAUGAUUUCAAAUGUUGCAGCUAACGUUUUGUUCAUGUCCACACUAAUGCAGCUUUUGGUCGACUAAUAUCUUCAAAAUAGCUAAUGUUUUGUCAUUUAUAAUUCCCUUUGUUUUGUAUGCACAUUGUAUGGCAGAACCAAUAUGCUACAAUAAAAAUUUAAUUUGA